This is a messenger RNA of Vitrella brassicaformis, 3267 nucleotides long. Lineage: Eukaryota; Vitrellaceae. The record is from the annotation of a GenBank genome assembly.
UUUGUGGACUGAGUAGCUGCUGCUUCAAUGGCUGACCUGAUGAGGACUGUCGUCUGGAUCAACACCAGCGGGAAGCCACCCACACCGGUAUGUUGUAUUCCACAUUGAAGACACGACAUAACUGUCUCCAUUCUCCCGCCGAUACAUCCAAAUCAGCAAGCCAAGGCAACACAAUCGCAAUCAGUCAGCCAAAUCGAAAAAUACUUGUACACUCGAGGAGAGAAAAUCACUGUCUCGUUGGACUCUCGUGGGAGUCCAGAGAGAGCACCAAAAACCAUACAAGCCUUACACGGGUCGACCACCUUGACUCACUCACAAUCGCUGGAUGAAGCAAGAGGUGGAUGGCGGCUGGCCAAGGGCUUACAUUAGUACAGCCAUCACCCAGUUCACCGAUAGACACCUCUGCCUCGCUCGCACGAAAUAUAAAGUCAGUGACUGAUGUAGACCCAAGUGACCGAUGAAAGGCCCCCUCCCCCUCUUGCACUCUCCCGCCCCCGCUUCUCUCCUGCCAGAUCUGAGCGGGCAGCUGCCUGCUUCGGUUUCAGCAUAGAUCAUGUGCCUCGAGUCGAGUCUCACACGCCGUUCGUCAGACAUCCAGCUCUUGAGAGAUCUUCCGAAAUAUCGCCCUUCGGCUCUCUGAUAUUCGCCUGUAAUCAGCCAUCUGCACACACACAGGCACAGGCACAGGCACACACACCGACAUGACAACAGUCAUAUCUGCGUGGCUGCAGCACUGAUACGUUCAUUCAACUCAGAAAGGACCUCACUCACUCACUCACUCACUCACCCCGGCAUCCUGGGCGACACUCUCCUCCCCCGUCUCCUCGUCUGUCUGCGUCGACUCGUUCUCUGUCGGCACCCGAUGAUAUAAGUCGCUCGACGGCGUGAUGGCCCGGAGGUGUGCAUGCGGGUCCCGCGAACUGGAGAUGUCGUUGGCCCAUAAGCACAGGGCGCAUACGAUUGCCACGCAGGUGAUGAUAGCUAAGAUGGAGAACAUUAGAUGCCAAUUGCCACCGAUCCAGCCCUUGACAAGCAGCAGCACCAUCGCAGCAGUGUUGUCAGAAAUUCCCAUGCUGCUCAAUCACACACACACACACACACACAGAGGGAGAGAGGGAGAGGCCAUUGAUUGAUUAAUUGAUUGACGGACGAACGAAGUGACUCGGCGGGCCGGCUGGCCGUGCUGUUUGUUAUAUACAUGGAGCAGGCGGUCCCCUUCAGUCUUUUCCCGCCGAUCUCAGGCGCAAACACGGCACCUGCACUCCCACACGCCCCGCACAGAGAACCAGUCGUGUGGACACACACUCAGACAUAGAUGUGAUGAGCGGCUUGCUGACCGAUCAUUUUGUAGGGUCCGAACAGCAUGAGGCCCGCGACGGCCAAUGAUGUCACCGCCACGCCAAACGAGACAGUCCCGCCAUUCGAGUGCUUCCACAUUGGGUUGCUCGCGUUCCACAGCAGACCCAGACACACCAGCAGCACAAACAAGGGCAGCAGAAGCACUGACGCCCUGUGCCGCUUGGGCAGCCAGUCCCGCAAACGGCCGAUGACGAGCGUCGACACGCAGCCAAGCAGAGUAAAUAGCGCCGAUGCCCGUCCGGCCGUGGCGGCCGCGACGUGGGAGGUCAGGCAGUUGUGUGGGACCAGCUGCCGGUUGCCCUUAUUGGCGCAGAAGGAGUGGACGAGGAGAGAUGGCGAGUAGAGCAGGAAGAGCGUGCGGACACUGUAGAGGCAGCCCGACAGCAGAGCCAGUAGCCACAGGUUGGGGUGCUUGAGAAGGACUAUUGCCCGCUGCCUGAAGGGCUCCCUCUCCUCUUUUGUCUUGGUCUUCUGGAUGGCCGUUUCCUCCUCGCCCGGCGCGUUCUUGACGAAGAACACCACAGGCAGCAUCAGACAGAGGGCGAAGCCAGCAGCCCUGUUGCGUUGGAUCAAACAGAACACACAGACCCAUCCCAUGAGCGAGUGAGUCCUAGAAAUCGUUCUGUGUUCCCCGCACCAGAAGAAGAUUGUGCGCCAGGGAAACACGAUGAUGAUGCUGCUUAGGACGCUGCGGGCUAUGACGUCGCCUAACUGGGGCGCCAUGCUCACCAGCCUGACAAACGACAACAACCACCAGUGCAAUCGAUGCCUUUCGCUCGACGUCGUUGCAUCGCACCCCAUCAGUGUGCCGUAGUGUGCAGUGGGCACCCAGUUGGUGCAGAGCGCCACAACAGACACCCAACACAGACCCAGCGCGAAGUAGCCGUUAUAGGCCCUGCACGGCACGCACAAAGAGAGAGAGAGAGAAAAGCGGCACCAAUGGCAUUCCAUCGUCACCACAGCAAUACGGCGCCAGUCAGUCAGUCAGUGAGUCAUUGAGAGUGAGUUUGCUCACCAGACGAUGAGGAAGAGCGCAAACUGCCACCCGGGUGCCGCCAAGACGGUCUGGUGUGGGUGCUUGGGGUCUCUUGGAUAAGCCACGGGUGUCGGAUUCGUGUACACCAGGAGACCUACACGACAAGGCACCAAUCAACACACACACACACACACACAUGGAUGUAAUGAAUGUCCGGACAUUCCUUAAGGCAGUACCAAAGAGUAUGGAGGUCACCACAUAGCCGAGUCCGGCAAGGACAAAGACGAACUUGCCGCCCCGCGCGUCGCUCAGCACACCAGCCGUGACCUUGCCGAAGAUGCUGGCAGCGUAUGAGAUGGCCAGAAUGAUGCUCAGCCUGACGCAACAAGUCAUCCACACGAAGACGGCAGAUUGAUGUUCUGACGAGUGUUCUGGCAUGGCGCCUACCUGCUUGGGGAGAUGAACAGCUCUCCCUCAAACAGAGUCUCCACUAUGUAAAGGUCACUUAUCGCGAAAUCUGCUAACACACAGAGCAACAUCCGUCAAUCCCGAAGAGAUUGCCUCCCCUCGUGUUGUGCUGUGUACAUUUGCCGAAGUAUGCGACGCUGGCCAUUGCCAGCACCGCCCAGCACACGCCGGGCCGCUCAUGGUAGCUGAGAGUCCGCCGGCUGACCUCCUUGUGCACCAGCAAGCUGUCAGAUGCAGUCGCGUCGUUGGCCUCCUCUGCUGCUGAUCCGCUCGGUGCAAUUUCGACCGACGUGUCCGGUGUGUUGGCCAUGUGACGCUCUUCAGUGGCCCACACUGAGGCAGAUCUUCCAAUCAACAGAUCUUCACGGCAGCUUCCUACUUGCGCCCGAUACUGUGGUCCUCUCAGCCCGUCGUUGCCUGGUUGCGUCCGUGCGACCCCGAGCGAACGCCUGCGAGAUCUCCGC